AUGAAAUAUUGUACGAAUAGAACAGGCAAAAUUUAUUGUAAAGAUUGGAAUAUAACACAUAGGGUGGAAAAUUUAACAUUACAGAUUUACUUUCCUCCGAAUUUACUUGAUAAUAAACCUCAAACAUCCUAUUUAUCCUGCACUUCACAACAAUCACCAGUUCAAUUGAAUAAUACAAACAACAUUUAUACGUGUACAAAUUUAACAAGUGGUCCUUUAUACCAAGCAACAUUUGAAAUACGAGUGAAUGAAAGUAUUUAUUCAUCAUGUUAUAUUCAAUAUUCAAUACCACUACAAGCGCCAACAUUUUUGGAUCUAAUUGCAAAUGGGAAAUCAUUAGCAUUAUCAUUAUUGAAGCCCUUUGGUCUCUUCGAUGUAAUUAGAGUAUGGUGCAAUGAAAAUCAAUUUAAUUUUGAAUAUGCGGCUAUUAAAAACAAUCACACUCUAUACAUUCAAUGUCCAUUUCCUAUAAACAUUCCUCUAGUGCAUAUUAGCCUCGAAACACAACGAGAUAGUUUUAUAUCUGCUGAACAAAGACUUGUGGAAGUGUUAUUACCAGUUCGAUUUAAUACAAAUUUUGAGAAUCGUUUUGUAACUAUUUAUUAUCAAUUUCCACCUAAAUUAAACGUUUCUCAAACCGUAUCAUUUUCAAUUCGUUUCAUUGAUGAGAAUUUUGUCUCUCAUAUUCGUGCAGGUAUCGAUCAAUUAACUGAAUCGCAAAAUGUACUGUCCUAUCUAAAAUUUGGUUUAAUACCAAAUUUUGAACAUAAAAUCAUUUUUUUAUGCAAUUCAUCAACAAUGGGUUAUGCCCAAUCGGAACAGUUGUUUAUUCCGGAAUGGAAUGGCUCGUAUCCAUUUGAUGUCGAUGAUCUUCGUGCAACUGAAGAAUACAAUCAAAUUUUGUUAACAUGGAGCAAUCCUCAUGAAUCGAAUGAACCUAUUCAAUUUUCUGUUCGAUGUGAUUCGCGAAGUGAUUAUCAAACUGUACCGCCGAAUAAUAUAUCUUUUAUAUGUUAUAAUCGCUCUUUCAAUACCACAGACAAUAUAACUGUGAGAAGUCAAGCAGUAAUCGAUGGGUAUAUUUAUGGUCAAGUUGGCGAGUCAUACUUAAGUUUUUCUGGUUUUCCUUCUAUAUCCAACAUUGAAAUUGAAAAUAGCACAAUAAAUUCAAUUUUUGUCAAAUGGAACAAUAUUCAGUUAGAAAAUCAAACGAGAUUGUAUAACUACAAAAUAAAAUGUGGUAUUGACCAUAAUAUAGAACCACUUGGCACAAAUAAUUCACAUCAUUGUACAAAUUUAAUACCAGGUCAAUUGUACGUUAUAACUGUUUACAUAACAAAUAUCGCUGCUACGAUUCAACGAGUAAAACGUAUCAACGUCAAUACAUUUGCAUGCAGUAUAUCCAGUGGUGCUCCAUAUAAUGUUACAUUUGAAACUGUUAAAAGUGGUUAUUCUACGGCUGUUUAUCUAUUUACAGACACCGCACCGGUAAUAACAACAACAACAACAAAUACAACAAUAUCUACAGCAACAACAACUACCGCAACAACAAUUACAACUACAACAACAUCUACAGCAACAACAACUACAAUAACAACAACAAGUACAACAACAUCUACAGCAACAACAACUACCGCAACAACAACUACAACUACAACAACAUCUACAGCAACAACAACUACAAUAACAACAACAAGUACAACAACAUCUACAGCAACAACAACUACAACUACAACAACAUCUACUGCAACUACAACAACUACACCAAUACCAAUCACAACAACAACUAUUGCCACUACAACUACAACAACAACAACAAGUACAACAACAUCUACAGCAACAACAACAAGUACAACAACAUCAACUACCGCAACAACAACUACAACUACAACAACUACAACUACAACAACAUCUACUGC
Molecule: messenger RNA, 1919 nt
Organism: Didymodactylos carnosus
Lineage: Eukaryota; Metazoa; Rotifera; Eurotatoria; Philodinida; Philodinidae
Source: the annotation of a GenBank genome assembly